This is a messenger RNA of Aspergillus pseudonomiae, 336 nucleotides long. RefSeq lists its product as uncharacterized. The record is from RefSeq and is a predicted model, not a curated record. The transcript is spliced from 2 exons. Lineage: Eukaryota; Fungi; Ascomycota; Eurotiomycetes; Eurotiales; Aspergillaceae. Bases 1 to 336 code for a protein of 111 amino acids.
AUGAAGACCUUCCUGCCCCUUGUUUCGCUCCUGAUGGGUGUCAGCAUGACCUCUGCCGCCCCUACCUCGAAAGUCGCUGCUGAAAAGGAUGUCGCACCGGAAAGCGCACACUCAUUCAAUAUCAACGCCUACAGUCCGCCACCCGCCGAUCACAAGGUCAAUGAUGCCUUGCACCGCAGGGAGGAGGUUACCCCAGAAGGUGCAAAUCUAUUCAUCAUUCAUUCCUAUGGUGAUCGGCCUUCAGAGCGCAAAGUCGAGAAUACCUUGGAGCGUCGAAACGAGGACAACGCUGACGGCGCACGUCUCUUUAAUGCUAUCGAGGCCUAUACUCCUUGA